Messenger RNA from Gasterosteus aculeatus aculeatus (three-spined stickleback), 2582 nucleotides. The record is from RefSeq and is a predicted model, not a curated record. Lineage: Eukaryota; Metazoa; Chordata; Actinopteri; Perciformes; Gasterosteidae.
CUUGAUUUUUGGUUCCACCCAUUUCUUGCGCUCUCGACGAAGGCAGAAUUUCUUGGCUGCCUGCUGCCGUCUUUAUUCGUUUGUGUUUAUUCAUUUUCAACUCAAUAAGGGCGAUUUCACGUUCUUUGAUGUUUUGGAUCAGUUGCUUACAGCAGGGUUAUUCUCUCCUGUGAGGAAUCCUGAAGUGUUUUUUUGGAAUCAUGGAAAAAAGAGGACGCAACGCAACAAGGGCAAGAAGAGAGUGGGUAGGCUGCGUGGUUGCUGCGCUUUUGUGGACCGUGGCCACAGCGCAAAUACGCUAUUCAAUCUCUGAAGAAGUUAACGAAGGAACUGUGGUUGGAAACAUUGCAAAGGAUUUGGGGUUAGAUAAAGGUACGUUGAUAGACAGGACGUACCGGAUUGUUUCUAGUACUACGGAACCCCUUUUUCAUGUGAAUCAGAAUGACGGCAUUCUGUAUGUGAGCAGAAAGAUCGACAGGGAAGAGGUGUGCGAAAGAAGCUCUACCUGUUUGAUAAAUCUCAAAACUGUGCUAGAAAAUCCAUUGGAGGUGCAUUACGUCGGAGUAGAAAUUCUCGAUAUAAAUGACCAUUCUCCAAGAUUUCUAGACGAAGAAAAAACGCUGGAGAUUUCCGAAUCUGUUUUGCCCGGAGCACGUAUCCCGCUACAAGCAGCGCGAGAUCCCGACGGCGGUCUUUUCGCUGUUCAACAUUAUACACUCAGCUCCAACGACCACUUUCGUUUGGAAAUUAAGGACAAGGGAGAAGAUGGUAAAAUACCAAUAUUGACUGUUCAAAAGCCUUUGGAUAGGGAAUCAGAAGGACACCACUCAUUAGUCCUAACCGCACUGGAUGGAGGAAAACCUCCCAAAUCUGGCGACAUGAGUAUUCUGGUAAAUGUUUUGGACGUCAAUGAUAACGCACCUGUUUUUACUCAAGACAUUUACUCUGUGAUGCUUGAUGAAAAUGCCCCAGUAGGAGCAAUAGUCUUGCAAUUAAAUGCAACUGAUUUAGAUGAAGGACAAAACGGAGAUGUAGUUUAUUCAUUCAGCAACAGUGUGAGUCGUAGAUUGUUACGCCUCUUUGAUAUUAAUCCAUCAACGGGGGAAAUCAUUGUAAAAGAUGCAAUAGACUAUGAAGAAAAGAACAAAUAUGAGAUUGAAAUUCAAGCAUCAGAUAAAGGCCUGGCUCCACUGGCUACACAAAAAAGUGUCAUUAUCAAGAUAGUUGACGUGAAUGACAACGCGCCUGAGAUUGAAGUUACUUCUUUUUCAAACUCCAUCCCUGAAGAUUCCAGACCUGGAACUACCGUUGCACUUAUUAGUGUAAAUGACUGGGACUCUGGUCUAAAUGGAAAGGUAACUUGUUCCAUGAAAGAAGAGGUACCAUUUACUUUGUCACCAUCUUUACAAGACAAAAUGUAUGCUUUAGUAACAAAGUCUCUUGUUAACAGAGAGACACAGUCACAUUAUGAUUUAACAAUUAUUGCUAAAGACGCUGGACAACCUCCGUUAUCCUCUGAAAAGACAAUAAGCGUUGUUGUUAGAGAUGUGAAUGACAACAUUCCAGAAUUUUCAAUCAGUCCUUAUACGUUCUAUGUCAGGGAAGCUAAUGAGCCAGGUAGCCCUUUGUUUUCUGUUACAGCUUUUGAUCGUGAUGAGAAUGACAAUGCUCUUAUAUCCUAUCAUAUUCUCAGAGAUAAAAGAAUAGAUAAUCAAGUAACUUCAUUUCUCAACAUAAAUAGUGAGAAUGGUAAUAUUUCGGCACUAAAAAGUUUUGACUUUGAAACCCUGAAAACGUUCCAGUUUCAAGUUGUCGCCACAGAUUCUGGGACUCCGACACUGAGCAGCAACGUCACGGUGCACGUGUUCAUUCUGGAUCAGAACGACAACGCUCCGGUCAUCUUGUAUCCUCUCAGCUCCAACGGUUCUGCUGAAGGUGUGGAGGAGAUUCCCCGCAAUGUGAACGCAGGACACUUGGUGACUAAAGUCAGAGCCUAUGACGCUGAUAUAGGAUAUAACGGCUGGUUACUGUUUUCACUGCAGGAAGUUACUGACCACAGUCUCUUUGGGUUGGACCGCUAUACAGGACAGAUCAGAACACUUCGCUCGUUCACAGAGACGGACGAGGCUGAGCAUAAACUGGUCAUUCUGGUGAAAGACAACGGGAACGUUUCACUCUCAGCAACAGCUACUGUGAUUGUCAAAGUUGUGGAGCCCAAAGAGGCUUUUGCUGCUUCGGAUGUUAAAAGUGCAACAGAUGACGAGGCGGAUAAUAACGUGACUUUUUACCUGAUGAUAACUUUGGGCUCAGUUUCAACACUUUUUCUCAUCAGUAUCAUCGUGCUGAUUGCAAUGCAGUGCUCUAAAUCCACAGAGUAUACUUCUAAAUAUCUCCAAGAGACUAAUUACGACGGGACACUGUGUCACAGCAUCCAGUACAGAUCUGGAGAGAAACGCUACAUGUUAGUUGGACCCAGAAUGAGUAUAGGAUCUACUAUAGUCCCGGGAAGCCAUGCGAAUACACUGAUGCUCCCUGACAGGAGGACACAUGGAGAGGUAAGACAUUAAGCUUUAGCAUCGGUA